UUAAUCAUGGGAGGAGUUGCAUCCUCUAGUAAUGGUGUGCCAGUAGAACAAAAGAACCCGGAAACGGUUUCGAAAGCUUCCGAGCAGGAUCAAAAGCCGAAAAAGAAGAUAUGUUGUGCUUGCCCUGAAACUAAGAAGUUGAGAGAUGAAUGUAUAGUACAGUAUGGUGAAGAUGCGUGUACUAAGUGGAUCGAGGCGCAUAAGCAAUGCCUUCGUGCUGAGGGAUUUAAUGUUUGAUGAAGAAUCGGAAUUGAAUGUUUCGAGUUCAUGAAAUUUUGCGAAAUAGGUAGUUCUUUUUCGGGUUAUACACUUGUUGAUCACAUUUAUGUGAAUAAAAGGUAUCAAAACUAUUUGAGAUGUGUAUGUUGUCUUACAGUUAGAUAUCUUUUUUUGUGAUAGAAUUAUUGAAAUUGAUCAUAUAGACAUGUCAUGAUAUUGUAUGCUACAAUUUGCAUUCUUGUUGAUAAAUUUAGCUGGAUGGUCUGACUCUUCUAUCUGAUAA
Molecule: messenger RNA, 502 nt
Organism: Chenopodium quinoa (quinoa)
Lineage: Eukaryota; Viridiplantae; Streptophyta; Magnoliopsida; Caryophyllales; Amaranthaceae
Product: cytochrome c oxidase copper chaperone 1-like
Exons: 1
Coding region: 7-237 (76 amino acids)
Cellular component (GO): mitochondrial intermembrane space
Molecular function (GO): copper ion binding; copper chaperone activity
Source: RefSeq, a predicted model, not a curated record